AUGGCAUCACACAGCUCAACUCUCACCAUAUCUCUAAUGCUCAUCUUCUCCACUUUAUCCUAUAUUUAUCGUCGAAUCGACGAUGAAGUCGCGGCAUUGUACGAGUCGUGGCUAAUUAAGCACGAAAAAUCGUACAAUGCCUUAGACGAAAAGGACAACAGAUUUCAGAUCUUUAAAGAUAACUUGAAAUACAUAGAUGAACAUAAUUCUGUUCUGAAUCAGAGUUAUAAGCUAGGAUUAACGAAAUUCACCGAUCUGACUAAUGAGGAGUACAAGUUGAUUUACUUGGGUGCUAAAAGUUCCGGUGACCGGAGAAAGUUGUUGAAGAACAAAAACGAUCGGUAUCUUCCUAAAGUUGGGGAUAACUUGCCGGAAUCAGUUGACUUGAGAAAAAGUGUUAUUGUUGAUGUUAAGGAUGAAGAAAAAGUGUUAUUGUUGAUGUUAAGGAUGAAGGAGAUUGUGUUUGGCGACUAUAAAUCCAUUCCAUGGUCACUGGCUUGGUUCGCCGGAGCUGUUGGAGCAACGGUGAGGGAGAGAUGGGUGAGUGGUGGUCAGGUUUCAUGGUGGAUUAAGAGUCACUACCCCGUUGAUUUCGCUGGAGCGAGGGAGGUUAGGUUCGAUAGCAGUUAG
Solanum verrucosum is the source of this 630-nucleotide messenger RNA. RefSeq names its product probable cysteine protease RDL2. The record is from RefSeq and is a predicted model, not a curated record. Lineage: Eukaryota; Viridiplantae; Streptophyta; Magnoliopsida; Solanales; Solanaceae. Bases 1 to 630 code for a protein of 209 amino acids. The transcript has 2 exons.